Molecule: messenger RNA, 2733 nt
Organism: Clonostachys byssicola
Lineage: Eukaryota; Fungi; Ascomycota; Sordariomycetes; Hypocreales; Bionectriaceae
Source: the annotation of a GenBank genome assembly
AUGACGCAACAACAAGGACAAGACUGGUAUCAUCUUUCCCCCACAACCCGCGACCAAGACGACGCAGCCUCCACGUCCACACGCCCGCCUUACGAAUAUCCAGUACAAGACGCCUUCUCGGACACUAGUCCUGUGCUUGAUGCGUGGAGUGAGUAUCUGCGUACCAGAUACACCAAACGCAAGGAGUUGUACGAGUCUCUUGACACUUCGGCGCAGGAACUGAUCCGCAAAGAGAUCAGGCGCAUUCGCUACUUUCGGGAGCACUUCAAGGACUACCGGGUCUUUAAAACUGACGAUCUCCCCCUGGUAGCUUUGCUUGAUGAUUCGCGGACAAAAUGGCGAGAGAUUGCGUUGAAGCGAUCCGCUGAUGAGAUUGCAAAGUGCCAGAAGCAAGCUGAAAAAAGUGGCGAUACCUCAAAUCUGGCCCGGAAUCGCAUCAUCCUCAGAUACGUUCAGCAAUGGAAGAAGCCAUCCUAUACAGAGGCGAUGGAUUCCAUUAGCCCCGACACCUACAUGCAAGACCUAGAGUCGGGCCCCGUGAGUAGCGAGGAUGAUCCUCGCAAAGAGGACUAUGGCUACAACGGAUGGGUCAUUGCCUGGGAGCAAGGCAAAGGCUGGGUCUCAGUUGAUCACCCUCUCGUACACGGCCAGUUCCCUCAUCAAAAGAUAUCCAUCCAGCAGUUCCUCUACAACAAGGAAGGCACACCUCUUAAGAGGGACACACGCAAGGGUCAACUGCGAUACUUCCACCUCCCUGCCAACAAUAUGAAAUGGGUAGAGGAGGCCAUUUCCCGCUACUACAAUGAAGACAACGUUGAGUUUGAUAGCAAACUGGUCUAUAACCUUAAGCACAACUCUCAGCGCCUUUUGAGAAACGAGCUAUGGAGGGGCCAACAGCGAGGCGGGACGAACCUUCCUGUCCACGCACGACAAGUAACUACCCGUUGCUCUGUAGUUCCAUCUGCUCCUCUCCCCAAAGCACAAAAGGGGAAAGGUGAUAACUCCCGCAAGGAUGUCGCCAUAUUUCUACCGUUUCUCCACUGGGAAGUAGAGAAGCGUCUUCAGCGGAUGUCACAGUUUGUCCAAGUAGCCAAGUCACGCAGGGACAAACUUCGUCGAGCAAACACUUUUAGGAUGAGAAACAAAAUAGCAGACAUUGCUCAGAAGGAGGUCCUCAAGAAUGCCCGUCCUAUAUCAAGCUUUGAAGCGGACCAGCGGAAAAGGCAUCUCGCGUGGCGUCCGCACCACCCACUGGCCAAGUACUUUUGGCAUGUUGCCAAGCUCUACCAGAUCAUUGACGAGGCCGCUGACGGGAGGCUUAUAGAGGAUCAUUUAUAUAAUGACCCUCCAUUGCACAUGCGGAGGACCUUGGAACAGUACUACUACUGGACAGCUGAAGACACGACCCGUCGAGAUCGAGACCAGGUGGUGUGUCGGGCCACUCGUCACUAUGGCGAUGACAAUGAUCCAGACUCCACCUCCCGGAUCAUCAUGGUCGACCAGCUCUGGCUCUGGAUCUUGGAUGAUAAUACCGUCAUUUCUAGCUUUCCAAGGAGAUGGGGUCGCAAUAAACCAGACCCUUCCGCUGUUCAUCGUGGAAUCCGCGACCGCCUUGGCGCGCUCGAUGGUGACGAGAUACACUCGGUGUAUGAUAUUGCUCUCAUCGUCGUUGACGAAUGCUCCAAGGUAUUCUUCGAUCACACAAAACCUCUUGACCAGCGUCCCGAACUAGUCGAUCUCUUCAGCUCAGCCAUUUCCAAAAUCGCGGAAAAGAAAACGAUUGCAUAUGAAGGCUUCGGGCGAGACGUGAGCAGAAUCAGUCUCGACAGCCUUGAGUCUGCAGAAAAGAUGCUGCGCAGGUCACUCAACAUUGGCUUCGAAUGGUCAAUUCUGGAAGAAGCCCAGCAAGUCAUCGAUGAACUCCAAAUCAUGCAGGAAAUCUAUUCGCAACAAAUAUCAGUCAUGAAGGAUCUCAUUAAAGUGCUCAACAGUCUUAGCACUCGGGCUUUUGACGCUAUCCCUGGGCAGGAUACAGAUGGAAGGAAACAGGCCAUGGACCGGGUUAAAUCCACAAUGGCGGAUAUUACCCAAAGACGCGACGAAUUGAUUAGCAUGGAAAGGUUGCAGACGAAAACUCGAUCUCAGCUCCGUGAGCUUCUCGACAUGAAGCAACAGCAGGCCAACAUCAUCGAGGCCAAAGCGGCUAUCCGAAGAGCAGACGAGAGUGUAUUACAAGGACGGUCAAUCGUAGUAUUCACCGUGGUGACAAUCUUCUUCCUACCGCUCUCUUUCGUGACCUCUGUCUUCGGAAUGAAUGCGAAGGAAUUCAGUAACGACGGCGAAAUGGACCUGAGUACACAACUGAAAUACAUGGUGGGCGUGAGCGCCGCCGUCAUCGCCGUCUCUUUGUCCCUUGCUUUCAGCAACUGGAUCCGGACGGUCCUUCAUGUUGGCCUUAGUCUAGUCUAUGUUGCAGUCGAGGACUGGCUGGGAUGGCGAAACAAGAAGAGCAACUACAACUCAACAGCGAUUAGAAACAUCCAAAGAGAGCGACUCAAGCAACUAGAGAGCAGAGACCACGCCAGGAGGCUGACAGAGAUUAACAGUCGGACGUCAAGCGCUCCAGGCGUGCGGCUUCAGCAACGUUCAACGUGGGACGUCAGGCGCUUGGCAGGGGGCCCUUUCAGGCACUUCCGUAGAAACAAGAACCUCGACAACGAGGGAUCGGUCUAA